Molecule: messenger RNA, 4346 nt
Organism: Papaver somniferum (opium poppy)
Lineage: Eukaryota; Viridiplantae; Streptophyta; Magnoliopsida; Ranunculales; Papaveraceae
Product: receptor-like protein kinase
Exons: 4
Coding region: 108-3404 (1098 amino acids)
Biological process (GO): protein phosphorylation
Molecular function (GO): protein kinase activity; protein binding; ATP binding
Source: RefSeq, a predicted model, not a curated record
CUCAGUUCUCACUCACAGCAAAAAGACAAUUCCAAACAACCAAAAUCUUCAGUUCAUUUCCACUAUCAAAAUCUUCUGUUUCUUCAUCUUCUUCAGUAUCAUCAAUCAUGGUUAAAGCAGCAGCUCAAGAGGUAAUGAUAAUCUUUCAUAAACCACUUCUAAACUCAUUCUUAUUCUUAAUCAUCUUCAUUUUUCCUUGUAUUGUCUCUGCUUUAUCACCUGAUGGUAUAACUUUACUCUCGCUAUCUCAAAACUGGAUUUCAUCAACAUCAUUAUCAUCUUCAUAUAAUUCUAAUUGGAACUCUACAGAUUCAACACCAUGUAAGUGGAAUGGUAUUGAAUGUAACCAUAGGUACGAAAUAAUUACAUUAAAUUUAACUAGUUUUGGUAUUACUGGGCAAUUAGGUCAUGAAAUUGGAAAAUUAAGAUCUAUUGAAACCAUUGAUUUGAGUUAUAAUGAUUUCUAUGGGGAGAUUCCAAGUGAAUUAGGUACUUGUAGUGAACUUACUUACUUAGAUCUGUCUUAUAAUAGUUUGAAUGGAAGUUUGCCUGAUAGUUUGAAGAAUUUGAGGAAGUUGUAUUAUUUGGCAGUUUAUGAUAAUUUGUUGAGUGGGGAAAUACCAGAAUCUUUGUUUAUGAUGGCAAACUUGGAAAUUGUUCUUUUGUCAUCGAAUCAGUUCAUAGGAUCUAUCUCAAAGAAUAUAGGUAACAUGACAAAUCUUAGUUCGUUGUGGUUGAAUUCCAAUAAAUUGUCUGGGAGUGUACCUUACUCAGUUGGUAAUUGCACUAAAUUGACUGAGAUAUAUUUGAAGGAUAACAAUUUCACUGGUGUUCUGCCGAAAAGUUUGAGUAAUCUAAAGUUGCUGAAUGUGUUUGAUGUGGGUUCUAACAGUCUAGAAGGUGGAAUUUCUGAAGGUUUUGGUGGUAGUAAUUGCAAGACAUUAAGCACAUUGGAUUUGUCUUCUAACCGUUUUGAUGGUGAGAUUCCUAAUCAGUUGGGAAAUUGUACUAGUUUGCAAGUUUUUUCAGUGGCAGAUAAUAAAUUAACUGGUGGAAUCCCGUCAUCGAUUGGUUUAAUGACUGAACUCACUGAGCUUUAUCUUUCUGUUAAUAAUUUAUCUGGGAAAAUACCAACUGAGAUAGGAAAAUGUAGGUCCUUGACAGUGUUUGAAGCUAGUUAUAACCAGCUUGAAGGGGAAAUUCCUAGUGAGUUGGGGCUUUGUAGCAAAUUACAGACACUUUUUUUGUAUGUGAAUAUGUUAACUGGAGAGAUCCCAUUGAGUAUUUGGAGGAUUCAAACUCUAGAGAAUGUAAUUGUUUAUAGUAACAGCCUUUCUGGUGAAUUACCUGUAGUGAUGACUGAGCUUCUUCAUUUGAAAAAUAUCUCUCUUUUUAAUAACCAUUUUUCCGGCAUCAUACCAGAAAAGUUGGGGAUAAACAGUUCUUUGCUGGAACUUGAUUUCAUAAAUAACAGCUUCUCUGGUGAAAUCCCACCGAAUCUGUGCUUCAGAAGGCAAUUGCAAAUUCUGAAUUUGGGACUGAAUCAGCUGCAUGGUUACAUACCUUCUGAUGUCGGUAGCUGUUCAACUUUGGACAGGUUGAAUCUUAAACAAAAUAAUCUCACCGGACUCCUUCCGGAUUUUGUAGAAAAUUCAAGCUUGUCUUUCAUGGAUAUCAGAGGAAAUAAUUUUAGUGGAAAACUUCCUUCAAGUUUGGGUAAUCUUAUUAAGCUGCAAGUUUUAGACCUAUCUGGUAACAAUUUGCAAGGUUCGUUGCCUCAACAAAUCUCGAAGUGUACCAAAUUGUAUUAUCUUGAUGUGGGUUUCAACAAAUUGAGUGGUCCGAUACCAUCUGGUUUAAGGAGCUUGACACUAUUAUCUAACUUGAAACUUCAGGAAAACCAGUUGAAUGGAGAAAUUCCUGAUUUCUUUCCAGAGUUUGAACAUCUUUUGGAGUUACAACUGGGUGGAAAUUUGUUCGGAGGUUCCAUCCCUCGAUCAUUUGGCAGGUUGCAUGACUCGGUAUAUGCUUUGAAUUUGUGUCGCAAUGCACUUACAGGAAAAAUUCCUGUAGAGUUGGGGAAGUUGCGCAAACUCCAGAAACUGGAUAUAUCUGUCAACAAUAUGACAGGAAGUGUGGCACCAAUAGGUGAGCUCCUCUCAUUAAUCGAAUUGAAUGUUUCGUAUAAUUCUUUCAGUGGCCAGAUAUCACAGACGCUGAUGAAGUUCUUAAAUUCUUCUCCGACUUCGUUUUUGGGAAAUCCAGGCCUUUGUGUUCCUUGUCCACUGGGAUCCGGCGUAGCUUGUACUGAGAGUAACAACAGUUUGGGUAUCUGUGAUGAUCGAUCAAGAAGCCGCAACAAUCUUAGCAAGGUCAGGAUUGUAAUCAUUGCUAUUAGCUCUGUAUUUGUCGUUAUAGUGGUGGUUCUUGUUUUGGGUUGUAUGUUUCUUUCCAAAAGAAAACAAGAAAUGAAGGAUGAAGUUUCUGAUGAAGAUGAUCAAUCACCUCUAAUAAGCAAAAUUAUGAAAGCUACAGAGAAUUUGAGUGAGAGAUUUGUUAUAGGAAGAGGAGCACAUGGAAUUGUUUACAAGGCAUCCAUCAGUGAGGAGAAUCACUAUGCAGUGAAGAAGCUUGAUUUUGUAGGCCUUAAGGGAGCAAGUGCAAGUAUGAUUCGAGAAAUUGAAACUGUUGGACAAAUAAGACACCGGAAUUUGGUAAGGUUGGAAGAAAUCUGCAUGAGAAAGGACUAUGGGCUGAUCUUGUACAGGUACAUGCAGAAUGGUAGUCUAUAUGAUGUUUUGCAUGAGAUUAGCCCGACACCCGACAUCACAUGGGAUGUUCGCUAUAAGAUAGCUCUAGGAACCGCUGAAGGAUUGUGUUAUCUUCACCAGGACUGUCAUCCUGCUAUUGUGCAUCGAGACAUCAAGCCUAACAACAUACUUUUAGACUCAGAAAUGGAAGCCCAUAUCUCUGACUUCGGCAUUGCAAAACUCAUGGAUCAAUCUUCCGCUUCCAUUCAAUCAAUCUCAAUUGCGGGUACCACUGGAUACAUUGCACCAGAGAGUGCAUAUACAAUGAUAAGGAAACCAGAAUCAGAUGUUUACAGUUAUGGUGUAGUUCUACUUGAAUUAAUAUCUAGAAAGAAGGCUUUAGAUGCAUCGUUUCCAGAAGGAAUUGAUAUCGUGAGGUGGGUGAACUCUACAUGGAGUAGUCAGAAAUCCAUUGAUAUCAUUGUUGAUUCAAGCCUCUUGGAUGAAAUUAUGGUUUCCUCACUAACGGAAGAAGUUACUAAAGUACUCUUGUUGGCUUUACAAUGUACACGAACUGACCCGAAUGAGAGACCUACAAUGAGAGAAGUAGUGAAGCAGCUAGAAGAUGCAAAUACCAGGUGGGAAACAAAAUGAAAGAAGCGGGACAUCCAUUGGUUAUGAAUUAUUGAGUUCAACUUGGAGGGAGUAUUUGCGGAUCCUAUGUUCCGGGGGUGGAGUAUUCGCGGAUCCUAUGUUCCGGGGAGUUGUUUGCACGUCUCUUCGUUCAGAAAUCACGAAGAAAAGACCUAAUCUGCUUUGAUCUGACACUUUACUCAAUGUCGCACAAGUGGUAAACAAAGGCUUAUUCCAAUUUUCAGGUCUUGUCAAUCAGUUCUCUCCUCAGUAUAAUUGUGGCAAUUGUUGUGCCAGCUACAUGCUUCUUUAAAUUGAUGAGGAAGCAAGCUACCCAGAGCCAGCAUGAGGUUUGAAUCAUCAACUGCAUCUUACGGCGAUCAUGUGAAAAGAAAUGCUUUCUCAUUUUCGUCUGAUGCUAGCGGCGGUAGUAGUUCUCGUAGAUUUGUCGGAGUAAGAUAGAGAGACCGUAUGGGAGAUGGGUGGCUGAGAUCGAAGGCUUCUUUCAGAAGGUUAGGUACAUUUGACACAGUAGAGGAUGGAAUGUGUGCCUAUGGUGAUGCAAACGCUCGCACCAACUUUGAGUUGCCGAUGGAUAAACUCAUCUACUGCCUCUUGUCGCUCUUCCGUCAAAAGUAAUACAGCUAUGCAGAAAUAUGACACCAUUCUCCUUUGAGGAUGGUAUUAGUACUAAAAGCUACUUCAGGAUGUGAAGUGAUUGACGGUGCAGGUAUCACGGGUCAUCUGGGGAAGUAUAGUUAUUUUGCUUGACCCAUGCUGUAGCUGUGUAUAUUUUAAUGGGAUCUUAUUGCAAAGUCUUUACAAAUUUCUGCAAAAGUGUAACCCGGCAGUACAGUGGUUCUGUGAAUCAAACUUCACCCAUCUGCACUUCAGCCUUAUAAGUUUGCACAAAUGCAAACAACUCUUCAAUUCUUCAGCGGAAGUCUUUAAAGCCUUCUUUCA